UAACUAUAUUAUUUAGGUAUUGCCAAAUCCCUGAAUCUAUCUCAUAUUAUUUGACUUCCUAACGACCAGAAUAAAAAAUAUUUAUAUACAUCUAAUUGUAGUUUUCCCUGAGAUUUCUCCAGCAACCAGAUUAGAUUAGCCACUCCUCCGUUAGCAUACGGAUGCAGGCAAUGAUAGCUAACAGCUAGCUAGUGUUUUCGCAAUUUCGAAAGAUGGCUGGGGACUUGGAAGGUUUUGCGCUGGAAAAAGCCGAACUGCUUUCCAGCCGUUUGAAGGAGCUCCUGUCUGCGGGGCAAGGGUAUGUUCGGGCUCAGUUCGGUGUGGAUAUGGGGCUGAAGCCCGAGCUGUACCCGACGUGGGUCAUCCUGUCCACGGCCGCGGUGGGUCUGCUGCUGCUACUCUGUCUGUCCUGGGUCGCCGUCUGCGGCGGUCUGCUCGUUGGGAAAAAGCGAGGAUCCCAGCUCACCCAAAGCAGCGGUGAGCCUAACAAGGCCAAUCUUGUCAAAACUACGAAACCAGAAGAGCAGAAGAAGAGGAACAAAAAGAAAACGCUUGAAAAGAAAACUCAGUCCAAUGGGCAACCAGUGACUGUUGCUCAGGAGGAAGUUAAAGUGACUCCUGUGGUUUCCAAGCCUUCCUCUGACAUCAAAACUGAGAAGGUCCAGGUCCAGGUCCAGGCCCCAGUGCAAGUGAAAAAGAACAAAAAGAAAACCAAGACAGAUGUGAAACCAGUCCAACAUGUGACUACAAAUGACACGAAGGAACCUGAUGAUGGUGCAUGGGAGACCAAAGUCAGUAACCGAGAGAAGAGGCAGCAGCGCAGAAAGGACAAGGGCCCUGAGGACUCUGGUAGUUCAGGAGGUGUGGAGACCCCCAAAACCCAUGUGAUAGCAGCUGUAGCCACAGCACCUACCAACACCAAGAAGAACAGAGGAAGCCAUGAGUCACUGCCUUCAAGAACCACUGGAAAGGGGGAUGCUGCCAGUGGAGCUGUGUCCUCCAGCUGGAGAGAGGAGCCUUCAGUCAACGGUGUAGGAUGGACUGACAUUUCCAUGAAGCUCUCAGGUCAGAGAGGUGCUAUGGAGGGAACCAAGUGGAGUAACGUGUCCACAGCUCCACAUUACAGGGUCGCAGCUGAGCCCCAGCGCUGGACACAGGAGACGCAAGCAGCAUGGAGUGGCAUUGAUGGUCGGAUAAAGACUGAACACAACCCUGUGUCUUUCUCCAUGCGGAGACUAAACACCACAGACCCAAUAUCAAAUUCCGUUGAGCUGCAGUGGGCAAGCCACCGAGAUGCUGACGAUGAAUGGUCUGGAUUCAAUGGGAUGGCAGCAGCGGAUCCCAGCUCUGACUGGAAUGCCCCAGCAGAGCACUGGGGAAACUAUGAAGAGCCUCCUGUGUCCUUGACACCAGCCCCUCCGCUGAAGCAACAGCCACUCGCCAACAAGGUAUCAGAGGAUGAGAAGGACACAGAGGAUCCCUCUGGGGGAGCAGCCAAAUCCAAGAAGAAGAGGAAAAAGAAGAAGAAAACAGAAGAGGAGGCUGCAUCCGAGCCUCAGGUGGUGAGCGCUGCACCCCUGGUCAAUGCAGGGCCCAAACCCCAAGAGCUUCCAGUGACGGCCUCCAAAAAACUGAAUCCCAGCAUAUCCUCCUCUCAGAAGAAGUCUGAGCAGACUGCAGAGCCUCCGAAACCCUCCCAGAAGAAAAAGGUCCGAAGAGAAACAUGAAGUCACAUCACAGGUCCAAACAAAGCAUAUGCAAAUGAUUGUUAAAUGUGUCACAUGCAAUAAUUACCAGGUACAGAGUUAGAGAGUCUGAGAUACAAGAACAGUUUAUUGGUUACCGAAACAAAAAGAAAACAAGCAGUGGAUAUCACCUGCUUGGCUAAAUAUAGAGAUGAAAUGUGGUCCUGUGGACUAAAAUCUUAACUAAUUUGCACUAUUUACUACACUGCAAAAAGAGUGGAGUUUCAGGAGAGGUAGACUUGCAGUGGAGGUACAUGUUUAUGUAAUUAUUUUUCAAUGGCAUCAAAGGUGUUUUUUUUCUCCAAGAGUGUUCUUUAUA
Seriola dumerili (greater amberjack) is the source of this 2064-nucleotide messenger RNA. RefSeq names its product protein LYRIC-like (gene mtdha). The record is from RefSeq and is a predicted model, not a curated record. Gene Ontology annotation, molecular function: transcription coregulator activity. The transcript has 12 exons. Lineage: Eukaryota; Metazoa; Chordata; Actinopteri; Carangiformes; Carangidae. Gene Ontology annotation, biological process: negative regulation of apoptotic process; regulation of transcription by RNA polymerase II; positive regulation of canonical NF-kappaB signal transduction. Gene Ontology annotation, cellular component: nucleus. The coding region runs from base 213 to 1727 and encodes 504 amino acids.